GUUGAAAAAAAAAAAGUUUUUAUUUAUCUUGACCUUAUUUCUUUGAAGAAAAUAAAGCUUGGUUAUUAAAGAAGUCCAAGUUAGUUGCCACCAUCAGUGGCAUAACGGUAAAUUAAAGCCAACUUCCUCUAACUAAAGUUUUCUAUAAAUUCAACCACUCACCUCCCACUCUAAAACCCAACAACAUAAUUUCACAUAUCUCUCUUUCUUUCUCUUGAAGGAAAGACGAAGAUCUCCAAGUCCCAAGUUGUUAACACAAGACGUAAACAUGGGUCAUCUUGGGUUCUUAGUUAUGAUUAUGGUAGGAGUCAUGGCUUCUUCUGUGAGCGGCUACGGUGGCGGUUGGAUCAACGCUCACGCCACUUUUUACGGUGGUGGUGAUGCUUCCGGCACAAUGGGUGGUGCUUGUGGAUAUGGUAAUCUAUAUAGCCAAGGCUACGGGACGAGCACGGCGGCUCUAAGCACAGCUCUCUUCAACAAUGGACUUAGCUGUGGUUCUUGCUUUGAGAUAAGAUGUGAAAACGAUGGUAAAUGGUGUUUACCUGGCUCAAUCGUUGUAACCGCUACAAACUUCUGCCCGCCAAAUAACGCGUUAGCGAACAAUAAUGGCGGUUGGUGUAAUCCUCCUCUUGAACACUUUGACCUUGCUCAGCCUGUUUUUCAACGCAUUGCUCAGUACAGAGCUGGAAUCGUCCCUGUUUCCUACAGAAGGGUUCCUUGCAGGAGAAGAGGAGGAAUAAGAUUCACGAUAAACGGCCACUCAUACUUCAACCUUGUGCUGAUCACAAACGUCGGUGGUGCCGGAGACGUUCACUCGGCGGCGAUCAAGGGUUCAAGAACAGUGUGGCAAGCUAUGUCAAGGAACUGGGGGCAAAAUUGGCAAAGCAACUCUUACCUCAACGGUCAAGCACUUUCCUUUAAGGUCACCACCAGCGACGGCCGCACAGUUGUCUCCUUCAACGCCGCUCCUGCCGGCUGGUCUUAUGGCCAGACUUUUGCCGGUGGACAGUUCCGUUAAAAAGGGCAAGUUGGUUAAUCUCUCUUCCAUUUAUCUAAAGUAAACUCAUUUGUGUGGUUAUAUUGGUCUCUUGAAAAAACUCGGUUAUUGAGAGAGUGAUGCGUCGAGGGCUCGGUUUUGCAGAAGGCCUUGAUGACGUCUAAUCUUUUUUUGGACCUCUUUAUUUUUCUUUCUUGAAACUAGUUUUUGUUAAGAAAGAAAAAACAAGUUAUAGUAGUUAAUGUAUUACUGAUGCAGAGGUGGAGUUUUAACUACCACCCGCUAGUAGUAGUUAUGAGUUUUUUAUUUUAAGGUGUGAGAGAGAGAUGGAUUAUCAAGAUUUGUCAAUUUUAUUAUGUUUGUUUGUAAUAAUACAAUUCUUUACUCCAGUUAAUGAAAAUUGGGGGAUUGAUCACUUUUUUUUGCAUUUUUUUUCACUUUUCAUAUCAACAUACCAAAUUUUACAACCAUUAUAGACUAUUUUGGGAACUUUAUCUUUCGUUUCAAAUUUUUACAAACAUUAUUGAAUGCUCAUUUAGCUU
This is a messenger RNA of Arabidopsis thaliana (thale cress), 1539 nucleotides long. It is a transcript of the gene EXPA10, whose product is annotated as expansin A10. The transcript is spliced from 4 exons. Bases 269 to 1018 code for a protein of 249 amino acids. Gene Ontology annotation, biological process: plant-type cell wall organization. Gene Ontology annotation, cellular component: extracellular region; membrane. The record is from RefSeq and is marked reviewed. NCBI's taxonomy places the organism in Eukaryota, Viridiplantae, Streptophyta, Magnoliopsida, Brassicales, Brassicaceae.